Myripristis murdjan (pinecone soldierfish) is the source of this 884-nucleotide messenger RNA. It is a transcript of the gene aqp8a.2, whose product is annotated as aquaporin 8a, tandem duplicate 2. Gene Ontology annotation, biological process: water transport; transmembrane transport. Gene Ontology annotation, molecular function: water channel activity. The coding region runs from base 1 to 780 and encodes 259 amino acids. The transcript has 5 exons. NCBI's taxonomy places the organism in Eukaryota, Metazoa, Chordata, Actinopteri, Holocentriformes, Holocentridae. The record is from RefSeq and is a predicted model, not a curated record. Gene Ontology annotation, cellular component: plasma membrane.
AUGGGAGUUGAGAAGUUUGAAAUGGAAGACACAGAUUCUACUCUGAUGGAGAAGGGCAAGAAGACGCCUGCACCCAGACCUCCCAACAAGUACGAGAAGCUGUUCCAGCCCUGCUUGGCAGAGAUAGUGGGCACCAUGUUCUUCGUUUUCAUCGGUUGUGUGUCUGUCAUUGAGAACGUGCCGGCAGCUGGCAGGGUGCAGCCUGCACUGGUGCAUGGACUGGCAGUGGCAGUGAUGGUAGCAGUCAUGGACAACAUCAGUGGCUCCCAUUUCAACCCUCCUUUCACCAUCGCCAUCUACCUGUGUGGAGGCAUGGAGCUGAUGAUGGUGGCACCCUACCUGGCCAGCCAGCUGAUUGGAGGAGUUCUGGGGGCUGGGAUGGCAAAGAUGAUGGUACCUGCAGACCGCUACUGGAACGCCACAGGAGCAGCGUUUGAUAUCCUUAAGUCAGAAAGCCAGCUGCCCGGUGCUGUCUUUGGAGAGGUGGCCAUGACUUGCCUGGUCACCAUGGUGGUGCUGCUGGUGGCGGUCAACACCAAGACAAAAACCCCCCUGGCUCCUUUCCUGGUGGGCUGCACUGUCAUCAUUAACAUCCUCGCUGGAGGUGAUGUAUCAGGAACGUGUCUAAACCCUGCCAGGGCUUUUGGCCCCGCUGUGAUGGCUAACUACUGGACCUACCACUGGGUUUACUGGGCGGGACCAAUAGGAGGAGGCCUGGUGGCUGCUGCAUUGCUCAGGCUCAUUCUUGGUGAUGAGAAGAUACGGAUUGUUAUGAAAUAAUAUAAUCAUAACGCCUCUUUUUUAAAGAUAGACAGCCCCAUUCAUACCCUGAAGACAAUGAAGCUGGAGACUGUCUGAAACUCAGUAGACCAGCAGAUGUCAGU